This is a messenger RNA of Olea europaea var. sylvestris, 696 nucleotides long. Its product is annotated as protein FAR1-RELATED SEQUENCE 2-like. The coding region runs from base 1 to 696 and encodes 231 amino acids. NCBI's taxonomy places the organism in Eukaryota, Viridiplantae, Streptophyta, Magnoliopsida, Lamiales, Oleaceae. The transcript has 3 exons. The record is from RefSeq and is a predicted model, not a curated record. Gene Ontology annotation, molecular function: zinc ion binding. Gene Ontology annotation, biological process: regulation of DNA-templated transcription.
AUGAAUGGUUGUCCGUAUGAACGAACACUGCGAAAUAAGGUUGAGAAGGAGUUUCAUGCAGAUUUCAAGUCGUUUUCGCAGAUGGUGCCAUGUGCAACGCUAUAUGAAAUGGAAAAGCAAGUUCAGGCAUUGUUUACCAUAUCCAAAUUUCGAGAGUUUCAAGAUGAGAUAACUGGGAAGGUCUACUGCGAUGUCAUAUCUAUGUCUGACGGGUGUUCGGAGAGGAUAUAUGAGGUCGAGGAGGAUGUUAUAUAUGAAGACAAAGUGAGGAAGAAAAAAUUCACCGUUUGGUUUCGUGCAGAGAUGUGCGAUAUUGUUUACAGUUGUCAUCUGUUUGAGUUUCGAGGAAUUCUAUGCAGACAUGCCAUUUCAGUGUUAAUGCGUAACGCCGUCACAUCACUGCUGGACCGGUACAUAUUGAGGAGAUGGAGGCGAGAUAUUUGUAGAGCUCACACGAGAGUGUCAGUGAACUAUGCCGGUUUGGUUAGCACUCCUGAUCAGGUUAGGUAUGAGAACAUGUGCGAUGAAUUUGCUACAUUGGCAGGCAUAGCUGCAAAUAAUGAAGACCGAUGUUGUGAGAUACAUCGCAGUGCAGAGCGUCACACGACACGGGCAGUGGCAAUAUACAAGAUCCUAAAUGCGCGAAACAGAAGGGCGCGCCAAGGAAGCUUCAUAAGAAAAGCCCACUGGAGUUAA